Molecule: messenger RNA, 5070 nt
Organism: Rhinolophus ferrumequinum (greater horseshoe bat)
Lineage: Eukaryota; Metazoa; Chordata; Mammalia; Chiroptera; Rhinolophidae
Gene: NMI
Product: N-myc and STAT interactor
Exons: 10
Coding region: 350-1279 (309 amino acids)
Cellular component (GO): cytoplasm
Source: RefSeq, a predicted model, not a curated record
UGAAAACUGUAACUUGUUAGCGAUUAAUCAUUGGAGACACCAGGACCCAACUGUUCAUCUGAGCGACACCCACUCCGGAUAAGGCAGCGCCAGCCUCGGGGACCCGCACGUUCCCGCCCCGCUCCCGGGCUCCGGGCGACUCGGCGGCGCUCCUCCCGCGCGCGGCCGCACCAAGUUUCCGGGAAGAUCGGGCACUUUGGGCCCCGGGGCGCGGCGCUCGGCGGGCCGAGGCGGGUGCAGUGUUUGGCAGUCGUGCCUUACUUUGAAGAAUAUGCAGGGAAAGUCUUGAAAGAGAUAUCCAAAGGAGAAGACGGUGUUUCCCUGUCUGUACGACGCACAGAAGGGAAUCAUGGCAACUGGUGAAGACAAGGAAAAACAAGCUCUUAAGGCGGAUUGGCAUGAUGACAAACCUAAGAAAGAUGAACAAUACCAGAAAUUAAUUGAUGAAAUGGUGAAGGAAAAUGUUCAGUUAAAGGAGGAGAUCCAAAAGCUUGAAGUUGAGUUACAAGAGGCCACCAAAACCGCUCAGGUUCAAGAGGAUAUUCCUGAAACAAAGUUGAAAUUUACAUCUUUAGAGAAUCCUGAGAAUUACCGCCAGUUUUUAAAUACCUGCUGUUCAUUUCAAGUGAGCCCCCACUUUACUUAUGAGCUGCAAAAAGGAGAAGCGCUUAUCACCUUUGAAAAAGAAGAAGUUGCCCAACGUGUGAUCAGAAUGGGGAAACAUCAUGUGCAGAUACAGGAUGUAUUUGUGGAGAUUAUGGCCAAGCCGGUUCCAUUGAAGUUAGGAGUCAGAUUCCAGGUUCACGUAGAAGUGUCUAAGAUGAAGAUCAAUGUUACUGAAAUUCCUGAUGAACUCCCUGAAAGUCAGAUGAGAGACAAGCUAGAACUGAGCUUUUCUAAGUCCCGAAAUGGAGGUGGAGAAGUGGAAUGCGUGGAGUAUGAUAAGCAGGCCGGAAGUGCUGUCAUCACCUUUGUGGAAACUGGAGUUGCUGACAAGAUUUUGAAAAACAAAGACUAUCCUCUUUAUAUAAAUCAAAACUGCCAUAGAGUUGUUGUUUCUUCAUACAUAGAAACACACUUGAAAAAGUUUCAGGUAUUUUCAGGAAUAUCUAAGAGGACGGUGCUUCUGACCGGAUUGCAAAACGUUGAGGUGAUGGAUGAAGAAACUGUAGAGGAUUUAGUUAACAUUCACUUUCAACGAGAGAAGAAUGGAGGUGGAGAAGUAGAUGUGGUCAAAUGUUCUCUCAGCCAACCUCACAUAGCGUACUUUCAAGAAUAGGCUCAUGGAAUCACAUGAAAAUUAGAGCUUCUGUGCCCAAAUCACUGUCAAUGUUUGACAGAAAUGAAUAUUUUUUUUCCUUAAAAAAUGAAAACUUUAAUUCUUUAGUGUCUGUAUAUUCUUAGAGACAAAAUGUAUUUUAAUUGUUUUGAAUUUCUCAUUUCCAUUUACAAAUGCAAUAAGCGCACUGUAUUAAAAACAGUUUUGUUCAUAAAUUAUCUGGAUUGGUACCAUGUCUGUUGAAAUCAACCGUAAGUGAUACAAUUGUCCCCCUGCCAUGCUGGCUUAUUCUGUCAUAGUCAUGUGGGCCAAUUCUGUUUUGCACCAAUAUGCAGACUUGACUCAACAUUUCCCCAAAGAAAUGUUACAUUCAGCAGUUUGUGAUUUCUGUAGACUUUACUGAAUUUUCAAGGGACUUCAAGAGCAAUCAUUUCUCGCUUUCCAUAGUAUUUCACUCUGCAGCAACAAAGGUAUUUCUCAGGACCAAGUAAAGUUGUUUAUUUUCUUGAAUUUUCCUUCACCCAGUGUGCCAAAUGACCCCUAUUCCUUCCAAGACAUCCCCUCUCUAAAUAGAACUUGUAAAGACCAGAAUUUUCUUUCUUUUUUAUUUGUAACAGAAAUAAACAGUUUAAGGGAUUGAAAACCUUGGAAAAAAGAAGUAAAUGCAAAGCUCCUGGCUCAUCACUUACCAUGUUAGGUGCUGGGGGAUGGAUGCCUGAAGGCACUUGCCCUUGAAGAGCUAAAAAUUUAGUUGGAGAUCCCCAGUUUAUUAGCAUCCCACUGGUUUAACUUGCAGAGAAUUGAAAUGGUAAAAUUCAAGGUUCCUACUUGGGGCAGGUAAAAUUCUCUUUGGUAAAGAACGUGUGGAUCGCUUUUAUCCUAAUAUCGUAUGUUUCGUGAAGAGCCAGCAGCACAAUUAAAUUCAUAUUAAAAGGCUGGCAGAAGUGAACUGCUUUUAGAAAAGAUUCUAAACCUGUCUAAAGUUUGCCAUCUAAAUUGAAUGCAGAGAAAAAGCUUUAAAUAAAAAAGCUUCAUUUGCCUUCAUUUUAUGUUGAGAUGUUAAAGUUGUUAUGCUACCAUCAGAAGUACUCAUUACUCCCACAUUUCUCUUUGGAAUGAGAGAUUAUGCCUAAAAACUGGGCAUUUAUAAUAAAUCUUCAUUGUUUUAGGAAAAAAUCUCGCUCAUUCUGUCAUUGUUCUUUGGAAAUAGUAAGAUUAUGUCAAGCUGCCCAGAAUAUAAGAAGAUAAAUUUAAAGAACCUCAUUUAAUUUCGACUGGUUCAAUCUCACUAGAACAGGGGGUGUCAUUUUUAGUCUGGGCAGACCGCCAAUCAGAAGGAAUUUUUUCCUAAUAUUUAGGACAAGGUUUGAAAAAGUCAGUUUUGUUUCCUUUGGGAACCUUCUUCAGGCAGUAAAGUGGAUAAUUUCAUUCAAUUCUAAAUUUUCAAAAUGGUUUUUGAUAAAUGUUACUUAUCUUAGAAAAUUAUACUUUUCCUCUUUGCACUGCUCCACACGUGUGAUCUGGCUGGAUCUCAGAAACCAAGCAUUGGCUUUCCUGCUUAUUUACAGAGGUUUAGAGAUUUUACAGGAGGGAAGUUGUCUUUGAAAAUUUACCACAUUGUAUUAAACACAUUGUAUUUUAAGUUAGAAAGACUUAAAUUGUGUGUCCAGGAUGAGAUAGCUCUACUUAAUGUGUGAAAAGACAUUGUUACUAUAUGUCAAGAAAGAUAGAUAUGUCGAGUUACAAGUCCCUCUUGCUGUGUGGAGAUUUAUCAGUCACAACAGACUAAGUUUCCUGUCAUAACAAACUACCUCCCAAAUCUCAUUCACAUUGAACGUCCAACACAGGUUGGGAGGGGACUCUGUUUGUCAUAGUUGCUUAAGGCCCCAUCUCGACGCGUUCUUCCAGAAUCAUGGAGGUGGGAAAAAGUGAAACCUGGAGAUUCUUGCACCAGCAAUAAAAUGCUGUGACCCAGAAGUGACCGGUGGUGUUUCUCUCGCAUCUCAUUGGCCAGAAAUAGUCAUAAGGGGACUAGAAAAUUCUGUCUUGUAAAAAUGAGGCGAACCAGAUACAGUUGAGUCAGAAGAAUAACGAACAUAGUCUGUCCUGUCCUACUAAUCGUCAAUAUUUGGAUCACUCUUUUUCACAUACAAAAUAUACCCCAUCCCCAAGGGAGAAAAACGAAAAAUUCCCCCAAUCAUGGCAGCAAACUCAAAGUACAUGAACUCUAGGUGACACGUGGUAGUUUCUAUAUCAGGUCUGAAUGUUACUCCUCUUUAUCUGGAGACUCCCAAGAUACAGUGAUGGAACUGGAACAACAUGACUGGAAUAAACUACACAUUUAGAAAGGGACAGAAUGAGGGGCACAUAGCAGUCACUGAGCCAAAAGCCAUCCUGAAAUCCCAUUGAGUAGAUGUGUGUUCCAUAUCUGGGAUUUUGAUUAGGCCAUGAUUCCACUCCCUGGAAAUUCUUCUCAGCUCGUUGUCCUCAUACCUCCUAGACAGUCUUCUUUUGCCAAUACUUUCCUUGGCCAUACCUAGAAUGGACAUUUGAAAUACAUCUUUCUUGGAGGCUGAAAAGCUUCCACAGUCAGUACACUUCCUAUAAUCAAUGUUUGAGACCAAAGUUUUUCAAGUUUUGAACUAUCAUAGUCUCUUUACUCCACCAGGUGACUAGUUAGCUGAUACAAUUCAAAAAUUUACUUGGCUUCUUACCUAUUUUAUUCUGGUCAGCUUACAUGUGGUAAUAGCAUCACUAACAGUUUUUAUCUGGACUUACUUGCUAUAAUUCUCUGUUUUCUUGACCCCAUUGUUCUCUCCACUAAAUUACAGGUACUUUGGGUGUAUCAGGCCACUUUUGGUUUCUUUGCUCUGAGCCGGUUUGUCCAGUUGAAAGGGUUUAUUGACUUCCACAAACUUAAUUGGUAUUUUUGCUUUGAGGGACUUUAAUAUGUUCAGAGAUUUAAACCUUGAUUUAAUUAUUGAUUUGAUCUCUAUGAUAAGGUGGAGUUCUAAUCAGCCUUUGUUACUCAAAGGUCUUCUCAGUUUUAUCAUUUGAGAAUGAGAAGUGUUACUUCCAACCCUACAAGUUCCCAUAUUUCUGGACUUUCUCUAUUUCCUUUCAUUACUGCUUUCAAACUGGUUCAUUUCAAUUCAAAGCUCUUCUCUUUCUUAUAUUAGUUUGUCAAAUGCUCCCAAUAAUAAUAAACAUACUGCUGACUUUGAUGUUCACACUCUUUUUUAAAACAUACUACAGGCUAAUUAGGUACAUUAUCUGCCUUCCAAGCUAAAAUGUGUGAGUUUUACCAAAUGUUUUCCUACUACGUAAUGCGGAGCACCAUCCUUCUGAUCUCCAACAAAUAUUUUCUAAUUACCUGCUAGUUGGCCCCUAAGCCAAAGCCGUGUAUUUUAUAUUAUGCUGUGGAUUGUGUGUGUGUGUGUGUUUUGUUUGUUUGUUUGUUUGGCUGUAACAAUACUCCCUUUCAGAAUACCAACUUCUGUAUCAAUCUGGAGAGACUAUGUGAUGCUGGUAUGACAAAUUAUCUCCAAAUUUUAGAGAUCUAAAACAACAAAAGUUUAAUUGAACCAGAGGUAAGGAUGCGGCCCUACUCAACCAUAAAGGAUCUUGGAUGUUCAAUCCUACCAUAUGCUUGGAAGGCAGAAAGCCAGAACUGUAUAGUGAAUAGCGUUAAUGAUAUUUGGUUGGUAUUCAUCAGGAAAAGAUGCUUAUUCUUGAAAAAUAUGCAAAGUAUAAUGAAGAUAAAAAUCACCAAAAAUCCACCCACAGAUAUA